AUGCCAAUUUUCUCAUACCCAUCUUCACCCCUAAUCCCUACCCUAACUCUGCUCCUCUCCUUGCCGAUCCUCUUCUUCUUAGGCCCCAAUAUUCUGCCUCCCCGGCGUCUCACCAUCACCGCCCCCGACGAGCUCGACGAUCUUUCCCUUUUUCAGAAGGCCAUAGCCCUCUCCAAAUCCCAAUCUGCCCCUAAAUCCCACCUCCCCUCCACCAAAUCCCGGCUCGGCUCCACCUCCACCUUCCGCCCCAAAAUUGCUUUUAUGUUCUUGACCAACUCCGAUCUCCAUUUUCAGCCUCUUUGGGAGGUUUUCUUCAACAAAACCCAGCCUAAUUUGUACAACAUCUACAUCCACGCCGACCCUUCGAUCAGAAUCAAGCCACCGACAGGGGUUUUCGCCGAUAAGAUCAUCCCGUCGAAGCGGACGCAACGAUCGUCUCCGACCCUCAUCUCCGCCGCGCGCCGCCUCCUCGCCACCGCUAUGUUAGACGACCCUUUGAAUGCCUAUUUCGCGUUGAUAUCCCAGCACUGCAUCCCCCUGCAUUCGUUCAAUUACCUUUACGGUUUUCUGUUUGAUAUUCACAAAUUGCGCAAGAAUCUAGAUUACUUGAGUUACAUUGAGAUCCUCUCCGAAUCGGAGUUUUUGUGGGAUCGGUACAAUGCUAGGGGUGAGAAUGUGAUGACCCCAGAAGUCCAUUUCGAUCAAUUUAGAGUGGGUUCCCAAUUUUUUACUCUGACCCGAAGGCACGCCUUGAAGGUGAUUGAAGAUAGGCGUCUGUGGAGGAAGUUUAAAUUGCCUUGUAUAAAUGUGGAGUCUUGUUACCCUGAAGAGCAUUAUUUCCCUACCCUUUUAUCAAUGGAGGAUCCAAAUGGGUGUACCAAAUACACAUUGACGAGGGUGAAUUGGACUGAUAGUGUCAAUGGUCAUCCUCACACUUAUUAUCCUCCGGAGGUGUCUCCCCAGCUGAUUCACACCUUAAGGGAGUCAAAUUCCUCGUAUUCUUACAUGUUUGCGAGGAAAUUUUCGCCGGAUUGCUUGAAUCCAUUGAUGGAAAUGGCAGAUUCAGUCAUAUUCAAGGACUAA
This is a messenger RNA of Oldenlandia corymbosa var. corymbosa, 1083 nucleotides long. Lineage: Eukaryota; Viridiplantae; Streptophyta; Magnoliopsida; Gentianales; Rubiaceae. The record is from the annotation of a GenBank genome assembly.